CUCUCAUAUACCAAUCACACCACAUAUCCGAAUACACACUCCAGGAAAAUGACAUCCCGCAUCGGCAUAAUCGGCGUCGGCCCCGUCGGCGCCGCCGCCGCCUACGCCCUGCUCCUGCAGCACGUCGCGCGCGAGCUAUGGGUCGUCGACAUCAAGCUCGACCGCCGCGACGGCCAAGUUCGCGACCUGGCCGACGUCGCCGCUGUUGUUGCCAACCCUAAAUCCCGGGGGGCCGGGGCCACCGUGCGCGCCGCGACGCACCACGAAGUCGCCGCGGAGUGCGAUAUCAUUGUCAUCACAGCGGGAUCUAAGUAUACCAUCGGAGAAACAAGCAUGCAGCACCUCUACCGCAAAGUGUCGAUCGUGCGGAGCAUCGUCGCGGCCAUGCAGCCCAUCCGCCGGGAUGCGGUGCUCUUAGUGGUGUCGAACCCGGUGGAUCUGUUGACCUCCCUGGUGAAGGAGAUGGCGGGGUUGCCGGCGGGACAAGUGCUGGGGACGGGGACGGAGCUUGAUGGCGUGCGGUUGCGGGCCUUGGUGGCGUCCGAGAUGGGGACCCCCGCAUCCUCCAUCAACCUCAACGUUGUCGGGGUCCACGGCCCCUCCCAACUCGCGACCUGGUCCACCGCCACCAUCAACGACCAACCCCUCCACCCGACGCUUCUCAGCACCCAUCACCCGACGCUUCUCGCCGACGAGUGCAAACGGCGGUCCGAGGCCAUCGUCCAUGCCAAGGGGUCGACCGAGUACGGCAUCGCGGCGGUGAUCGCGCGGCUCUGCGCGGCCAUUUUAGAUGAUGAACAGAGCACCCACGCGGUGAGUCAUUUCCAGGCGGAGUUCGGGUGCUGUUUUAGUUUGCCGGCGGUGUUGGGAAGGGAGGGGGUCGUGCGGACAGUCGCGGUGGAACUGACUGAGGCGGAGAGGGUGGAGAUGGAGAGGAGUGUCCGGCUGUUGAGAGGGCGCAUUGGGUCCGUGGAGGGGGAUGGUGUUGUUUGAUUUUUGGUGGUUCGGGGUCAUGGGCUUUCUUUGUGCUGGUGGUGCAGGG
Molecule: messenger RNA, 1042 nt
Organism: Aspergillus uvarum CBS 121591
Lineage: Eukaryota; Fungi; Ascomycota; Eurotiomycetes; Eurotiales; Aspergillaceae
Product: L-lactate/malate dehydrogenase
Exons: 3
Coding region: 49-993 (314 amino acids)
Biological process (GO): carboxylic acid metabolic process
Molecular function (GO): oxidoreductase activity, acting on the CH-OH group of donors, NAD or NADP as acceptor
Source: RefSeq, a predicted model, not a curated record